AUGGCCUUGGCGUCGCUGCCGGACGACCUUGUCCUUGAGGUUCUCGAACGUGUCAAAGACGUAGCCACCCUCUUCCGCUGCGCGACGGCAUGCAAGGGUUGGUGCCGCCUUGUCGUCGCCAACCCCACCUUCCUUCGCCGCUGCUUGCCGGAGGACGCAUGUUAUCCCUUUGUUGGCUUCUUUACGCAGCAACGGUGCAGCGACGGCGUCCCCUUCAUUCCAGGGCCGCGUCCUGUUCUGGACCCCAGUCGCCGUUUCCUUGGCUCCCUCGUCCCCAACAUCAACGACAAGUUUAACCAGCCGGUGCCGCUCACCUCACGCCAUGGCCUCCUCCUCGUGCGCCUGAACCGGUAUCAGGGUUGCGGCCUCCUUGGCGUGUGCAACCUGAUCGCCGGCACAUUCGACGUGCUCCCCCCUCUAGAGCAUACAUGGAGUUCCGACAACAACCACCUGGUUGGCUAUGCUAUACUGACGGCUAGAGACUGUGCGAGCUCGAGGGACCACCCCGAGGAGCAGCAGUUGCCCUUUUUCAAGGUGAUGAUCCUGACCAUCGAUGUGAACAUGAUGCAGUACAAUCUCCAAACAAUUUCAUCGGCCAAUGAGUCGGGAUGGAAAAUAUCCUUCGGGGGUCUAAAGAACAAGAGCGAGAGCAUCUAUAUGGUGCUUAGGCAGCACAACGCGGUGGUGUGCCGCGGAAUGGCGCAUUGGCUCUUUUCGAGCACAUCGGGCUUGUACACGCUAGAUGUAGGUGCCCGGACUGAUCACGUGUCCUUUACAAACUUGUUGGACAUGGGACGGAUCGAUAGCUACUUUGGUCGCCCUACUUAUGAUGCACCCUACCUCGCUGUCAACGGGAAGGGGAGGCUCAUGUUGGUCUACUUGAACAAAGGAGGUUACUGGUUGCAGAUAUGCACAUCUCACAACAACGGGAGGUGGCACCAUGCCUUGGCACGCAAGCUAAAACAACCGAACCAGAAGAAAAAUGAGAAGAAGACUCAAGGAAAAGUUCUUUACACUUGCUUGGGAGAGAAGAACGGAAUGUUGAUCGUCAAGGACAACCAUCAUGAUGCCUACGUUAUUGAUAUCAAUACGGGGGUGGUGCAAGAGGUGAUAGAUUCACCACACACUCGUCGCCUCAAUCGGGGAAAGAUUGUGCCCUUUGAAAUGGAUUGGCCGGCCUUCUUUGUUUCUCAGCUUGCUGUGGUACCUACAUGGUAG
This is a messenger RNA of Triticum turgidum subsp. durum (durum wheat), 1218 nucleotides long. NCBI's taxonomy places the organism in Eukaryota, Viridiplantae, Streptophyta, Magnoliopsida, Poales, Poaceae. The record is from the annotation of a GenBank genome assembly.